This is a messenger RNA of Zychaea mexicana, 1864 nucleotides long. RefSeq names its product general substrate transporter. The record is from RefSeq and is a predicted model, not a curated record. Gene Ontology annotation, molecular function: myo-inositol:proton symporter activity. Gene Ontology annotation, cellular component: membrane. NCBI's taxonomy places the organism in Eukaryota, Fungi, Mucoromycota, Mucoromycetes, Mucorales, Lichtheimiaceae. The transcript has 10 exons. Gene Ontology annotation, biological process: transmembrane transport. Bases 56 to 1678 code for a protein of 540 amino acids.
UACCUGUUUCUUAAUUGAACGUCUUUCAAUAUAAACUCAUAAAUGUAUUGGAACUAUGCAAUUGCAUUCAUUUGAUUCCGCAGUAACACCCACAACAAGGGGAUAUACCCGCAUCGAACAAAAUGACUCUCCUGUUGAGCAACCAACUACUGCCAGUCAUCUUUUACUAAGCCCUUCAGCACAACUAACGAGCUAUGUGUAUUUGCUGGUUCUUUCUGCUUGUAUUGGUGGAUUUCUGUUUGGCUAUGACACAGGAGUCAUUUCCGGUGCGUUGCAACCUCUUAGCAGUGACUUUACAAUGGACACGGCUGAAAAGGAAAUAGUUGUGGGUGGAACCACUGUGGGUGCCAUAGGCGGCGGACUACUUGCUGGCAUAACAGCAGAUCGGGCGGGACGAAGGCCAUUGGUUCUUUUGGCUUCGAUUGUAUUUAUCAUAGGUUCGCUAGUGCUUGCAGCAGCACAAAGUUAUAGCGCACUGGUCACUGGGCGAUUGAUCGUUGGAAUGGGGGUUGGUAUCGCAUCUAUGAUUGUCCCAGUCUACAUCAGUGAAGUAGCACCGAAAUCGUUUCGUGGGCAGCUCGCUACCUUAAACACUCUCAUGGUCACCUUCGGUCAAGUGGUUGCAUAUGUGGUCAACAUUAUCUUUGUUGACGUUCCACAUGGUUGGAGACACAUGUUUGCCGUAGCAGCACUUCCUGCAAUUGUCCAGUGUUUGACAUUGCCAUUUGUUCCAGAGUCGCCGAGGUAUAUGGUUGCAACUGGUCAAAUUGAUAAAGCGAGAAUUGUAGUGCGGAAGAUAUAUGCCACCUCAACAUCGGAUGAAUUUAUUGAACAAGAACUAGCUGCUAUUGAGCAGAGCGUUAAGCUUAGUGCCUCUGGAUCGUUUCAAGAAUUACUCUCAGCUGAAAACUUGCGACCUCUUCUGAUAGCGUGUUUGUUACAAGCUGCUCAACAAUUAUGUGGAUUCAAUACAGCCAUGUACUAUGCAGCCACUAUCAUGCAAAUGGCAGGUUUCAGUAACCAUGCCGAUUCAACGAGUGUAGCUAUUAUCGUCGCUUUGACGAACAUGGUGUUUACUGCAGUGGCGAUCAAGCUGAUUGAUAGAAUCGGACGCCGUCGUAUGCUUAUUAGCACUAUGUUUACCAUGAUUCUUGGGCUGGUUGCACUUGGAGGUUCUUUUGCUGCACUUCAAGGUAUUACGCCCAAACAAAAUUCGUGCGACCUCUACGGCGACGUUUGUGCGCGUUGCAUUUUGGAUGAUCGAUGCGGAUGGUCAACGGAGACGAACUCAUGUACUUCACUCGUCCUUGGCAAUACUGCUUAUGAAUCAGAAUGCCCAGCGGACAAGACAGAUCGAGGCACAUCAAUAAUCCUGUUGUUUGCGCUCUUUGUCUAUGUUGGUAGUUACGCACUUGGUCUUGGAUACGCUCCAUGGUUAAUCCAAAGUGAGCUUUUUAAUAUGCGAGCACGCAGCCGAGCCAAUGGGGUAUCCACUUCUGUCAACUGGUUCUGCAAUUUGCUUGUUGCUAUCUCGUUUCUGUCCUUGACCAAUGCAUUAUCUGCUGCGGGUGCAUUUUGGUUUUAUGCAGUUCUGUCAGUUAUUUUCUGGGCAUUGAUCAUUAGAUAUGUUCCUGAGACUGCGGGAAAAUCAUUAGAAGAAACGGAACAAUUAUUUUAGAGAGACCUAACUCUUCCCGAGCACUCGUGUCCCAGUUGCUUUCAUUUAAAAGAUGUGUAAAUAGUCACCAUUGGAUAUAAUUAUCCACAUUCCCCUCUUCAUCACUUAGCUACAAUAUGUAUCCGACUUAAUACCAACCACAUCCACACGUAUACACAAAUAUAUUUGUGCAAAUUACACUUGAAA